Botrytis cinerea B05.10 is the source of this 3337-nucleotide messenger RNA. RefSeq lists its product as hypothetical. NCBI's taxonomy places the organism in Eukaryota, Fungi, Ascomycota, Leotiomycetes, Helotiales, Sclerotiniaceae. The coding region runs from base 360 to 2483 and encodes 707 amino acids. The record is from RefSeq and is a predicted model, not a curated record. The transcript has 3 exons.
GGAGAGAGUCAUAAAAACCUCAACAGUAUCUACAUGUCCUUGACCUCACCCGAAAUGUUCCUUUGAGUCGGCCGGUAAUUCAAGAUUAUCCGGCCCGAUUAGAUUCCGGCACAAAUUUGAAGUUGUUGAUACUUUAAAUUUGGUUCUCGCUUGCGGCUCUUCUCCCUCUCCCUCUCUCUAUCUUUCUCUCUCCAAACCCCCAACCUUUUUACAAUCCACCAUCGGUUCUUUUUUCCACCUCAUCACUUGAGCAAAUAGAGUCCCUCUGUCUCUGCUCUGCUAUUUCGAAUUAUCUCAAGCCUUCUAUCAGAUAAUUCUCCUUCCCUUCGCCCAAUAACCACACGACAACCACAAGUCGCAUGAACGGUCAAUCUACAGCAAGCAUGACUUCAAUUGAUGGAGAUGCCAGUGUGACCGAGGCGCUUGGCCAUGACCAGAACCCCAAAAGUAUCGAGAAGCAAAAAUCUUCCAGUCGUAGUUCUGUCGCUACACCUGCCAAGUCUAGCAUUUUCUCUAAUGCCAAAGCUAUACCAAAACCCAAAGAUCGUCUCUUGGCCUCGAUCGAGGUAGAUGACAGCUAUGAUCCAGUCACACCAUCCAAGUCACCAGCUAAAGCUGUCCGUGGCAAUGGAAGAAAGAAAGUCAGAUCUCUCUCGCCAAGAAAAGUUGCUAGUACUAAGUGCACGCGUAAGAAGAGCUCUAGAAUCACUGACUCCUCAAGAAAGAGAGAGACUACAAAACACCUUGAAAACUUGAGCAGCACACUACUGCGCGAGGGUCUUGAAGACGAUGACGAUGACUGGGAGGCUGAAGACGAUGGGGUCAAGUCUGACGACAACACUUGGGGUCAAGUUGACAAGGUGAUUGGCUCUGCUGGAAAGCCAACUCAUCCAAAUGGUCGAGUCGAAGGACGCCAGCUUGUACCUUGGCACAGUAAGCUUUCAUUCCUCAUAUUUACUUCAAUAACAAGAACUAAUCAAACUAUAGGACCAAGAAUGAUGGAAAAAUUUAUUCUAAACAUGGUGUAUGAAUUUCGCCGUUCUGAAACAACCAUUCCAUGGGACAAGAUCGCUCACAGACAACGCCCUGGAAGUUCUGGUGCGGCUGCAAUGCAGCAUGUCAAUAAGUUGCGUGAGAUUCUUAUCACUGAAGGUCACCUUGUUCCCCCUCCUUUCGGAAAAAAGAAUGCCUUUGAUCCAAAUAUUCGUGGAUACAUUCGCGAUAUGAAUUCUGAAGACCCAAAAGCAACUCGUCCAGUCACUUGGGAUGAAGAGAUUGAGGACUUAAAGGAGAGUCUAGUUAUUCCUGGUGUUACCAGAGGGUCAGGAACUUAUCGUCGCAAUAGGGCCCAAUGGCAAAACAACAAGGCGACCAUCGUCGAGGAAACUCCGACAAAAACCCUCUCCACCCAAGCUCGUCCCGAUAAGCGAGCAUCAAAGGCAAAGACAGACCAAAAAGAGAAGUCUUUCAUGAUCAAGAAGGAGCGAUCCGAGUCAAUUGAUCCUGCCGAGAUGCCAUCAGACGAGGAUUACGAUCCCGGAAAUCGUCUUAAGAUCAAGGGUCAUCGUAAGCGUAAGGUUAAGGUCAAGACCGAGCGUAAAUAUGAUCUGGAUGAGACCAGCGAUUUCGAGAAUGAAUCAUUUGGAUACUCUGACGAUGAUGAAUUCCUUGCAGAGACACCAAGCAAGAAGGUCGCCGGAAAUUAUGCUAUGGCACCUUUAGCCGGUUUGCCACUCAAGCUCAAAAUCUCACCUGAAAAACUAAAGAAGUUUGCUGCAGGCCUUUCUAUCAAGUCAGCUGAAGAGGAAGUUGCAGUCAAUGAGAUGGAGUAUAAUGUCGAUUAUGGCAAUGGUGAUGAUGACUCAGAGACAAUUGUCGGUGCUCAUGCUCGCGAUGUUGAUGAUGUUUUUGGCCAAGGAGGCUCACAUCUCAACAAUGGUAAUUUUGGGCUUCAAAACCAGCUUUGUUUCAAUCCUUAUGGCUACAAUGGAGGCAUUAUCCCUGGUUCCGGCACUUACAACCCACAAGGUGCAUUAAAUGCUCAAGCAUAUAAUCCAGUUUACGGCCAAACCUCUUAUAGUAAUCAUAACUUUAUGAAUGCUGAGACGAGUCUGUAUGAAAGCACCCUUGGUAACUACCAUUAUUUCAAUAACGCAAAUUCCAACAGUCUACCGUUUGGCUUUCAAAACUCCAGCUUAGCACCUGUUAUGAAUCAUGGCUUGAACUUCGACGGCUCGGGUGAGACGAUGCAAGAUUUGAAUGGUGGCAUUAACAGCAUGAGUUCCUUGCCGCUUAGUUUUGAAGACAACGCCGGCGCAUUCAAUAGCUUUGCUGACUCUGUCGGUACUGACUAUGAUGGAGCACCAGUUACGUUCAUCGAUCCCAUCAAAAUUUCUGGACAGUAUUUUGAAUCUCCCGACAAUAGUCUUUUUCAAGAUUAUGAUUCCAACCAACCCUCCAACUUCGAUGACAACAACCUUUGAGUCUUUUUUUUUUUUUGCCUUCGAAGAUGAACAACCUUGGCACAACUGGUAUUGGCGUUACUUUCAUACCAGUUCUCAUCCAUCCAAAUGGUCUAGUAACUUUCAAAGCAAUAUCGAUUUUGCAAUCAUUUCAUUUCUCAUUUUCUUUCUUUGUAUUAACGAUUGGUUUUGGACCAGUUGGAUUCAUGCUUGUUUUACCACAAAUCUAAAGUCUCUUCGCUGUCUUUUUGGCGUUUGGAUGCACUAGAGUUGUCAUGGAACGCUGGCUAUCAAAACUCCUUUCGUAAUACUUCAUCAUCGUUCUGUGGCAAACCUGGUUAUCAUAUUUAGGAAGUCUUUGGGCUUGGCGGAGGGCGUAAACGGUUUCAUAGACAUAAACAUAUGGUCCUUAAUUUGCUUUGCUUGUCAAAACUGCUGUAUCCGCGCGAGCAGUCUUUCCUGUUUGCUUCCUCAAUCCACUACGAUAUGCUCUUGUUUCCGGAAAUUUUCUUGGUCAACAGGAGUUUUCGUAAGUUAUUUGCCGGUCGCAUCGAAUGGAAAUCUUCAUCGUCAUUCGUUCAGCAGUAGAGAAAGCGGAGGACACAAGACCUUGUAUCAUAGAUAGAUGCUUUAAAUAACAAUCUUUCAUGACAUUUUUUGCCUUGUGAAAAUGCGUGUGAGUUUUUAUGCUAACAUUAUUGAAUCGGGUCAGGCAGUAGUGUGCCUCCCACAGCGUGAUACGACUUUGUAUUUGACUUAACACCCUGCGACUCAGCAUGUCUCCCCCUUGGAAGAGUUCAACUGCGCUUUGCAGAACAAUGCCAAGGGUAGGAAAGGCACUAUUCUGCGACACUUCAAUACGUCGAUUUUGGUCA